AUGGACGAAGUUAGCAGCAUACAGACGAACAAUUCUUUAAGCGGCAACGAAAAAUUGCUAUCACUAUUAAAUACUAUCGCUGCUUUGCCCCGAGAGUACAGAAGGCUCAUGGAAGAUUUUUUAAAUAGAGAAGCUACACCAACACAAGUGAAUUCCAAAUACGAUAUUGGAGAGGACCCUCAUUCGCUCCAUGGCCAGACCGCAAAAGUCUCCAGUGAUCCUCUAGUGCCUAAGGGCCAAAAUCCGGGACCGUUUCCCAUGAAGAAAGAUGUGGAUCAAAUGGUCGAAGAACACAAAAACAACUCGCCAAACAUUGUGAUUCGAAAAAGCGACAUGCCCUCACUUGAUGAAUCGCCGCCUCUAGAUUUGUUCGAAGUACUACCGCCCAUCUACAAGUACAACAUUCCAAACACGCAAUCAUUCGACCUUCCAACGAAGGCUCCAUUUGCCGAUAAAAUGGACGACGCUGAUCUCCUGAAUCCACGCACUUCACUUCUGUCCGAUGCCGUUCAUCUCCUGGAAAGUGCAAUACCACGUUUUAAAGCCGAGAUACUUCGGAACGUAACUCCAAAUAAUGCAAGUGUUGCUUUGUCUCCAAGACUUUCCUUGUCAAUGAAUGAAAUGAGAACGGAUAAUGUUGAUAACAUUGCUUCUUCACAGCAGAAUUCAGUAGCAGCUCAAAAUCCAUCAUGUCUCACAUAUUCAGGCUGCAGAGGCUUGUUUAGCAAUGGUGUGAGUCAAGCUAAAUAUCAAAAGCCUCAAACUAAGAUAUUCCCCAAGUCGUCAGCCCAGCUAUUGUCUCGAAACUGGAGCGAUAAUAUCAGCAACCAUCAAGGCUCACUUUUUAACAGGAAUCCAUCAAAAACAAAUCAAGGCACGUUGUUCAUUGAGAACUUUCCGCCGGCGCCACAAUACAGUAUUGCACCAAGGCCUAAAGACACCACAGAGCACAAUCUUCUAGAUAUGAAUCGCCUUGGUUCACUUCAGCAGUUGACAACAGGACACUUCGAUGAGGAACAACCGUACCAUACAACACCCGAAGGAAACAGCGGCACCACUACAAUGAUGAUGGGUUUGUUUACACUCUCAUUUUAA
Angiostrongylus costaricensis is the source of this 1095-nucleotide messenger RNA. The record is from the annotation of a GenBank genome assembly. NCBI's taxonomy places the organism in Eukaryota, Metazoa, Nematoda, Chromadorea, Rhabditida, Metastrongylidae.